Pelobates fuscus (common spadefoot toad) is the source of this 5041-nucleotide messenger RNA. It is a transcript of the gene ITGA5, whose product is annotated as integrin subunit alpha 5. The transcript has 30 exons. Bases 81 to 3218 code for a protein of 1045 amino acids. Gene Ontology annotation, molecular function: integrin binding. Lineage: Eukaryota; Metazoa; Chordata; Amphibia; Anura; Pelobatidae. The record is from RefSeq and is a predicted model, not a curated record. Gene Ontology annotation, cellular component: integrin complex; external side of plasma membrane. Gene Ontology annotation, biological process: angiogenesis; cell adhesion mediated by integrin; integrin-mediated signaling pathway.
AGUCAGCUUGCAUAUUAGUAGAUCUCCCUUCACAUGGUCCCAGCUCCCCUAGGAAACCUAUAGCACACUCAGGAGAGGCCAUGCAGUACCCCAAAGAGAGAUUAUUAUUUCUGGCAGUAUGUACCUUGCUGUCAGUCCUUCUCACCUUCAGCUCGGUCCAUGGAUUUAACUUGGCGGAGGAGCAACUAGCAGAUUACACAGGUCCAGAUGGAAGCUUGUUUGGAUUCUCAGUGGACUUCUACCUACCAGAUGCACAGAGUGUCAGCAUCUUGAUUGGGGCCCCAAAGGCUAAUACUAGUCAGCCUGAUGUGGUCGAAGGAGGAGCAGUUUACUAUUGCCCAUGGAUGAAUGAUGAUCAAAACUGUACAACCAUUGAGUUUGACAAAAACGGUGAUCGAUCAGAGUUACAAGACCUAAAUGACCCAGAAUCAUGGAAGCCAAUGGAGUUCAAAUCUAACCAGUGGUUUGGAGCAACAGUGCGAGCCCAUGGGAAGUCUAUACUGGCUUGCGCCCCCCAAUACUCUUGGCGAACAAAAAGCACGCAGCUCCGUGACCCUGUUGGAACAUGCUACUUGUCGGUUAACAACUUCACCAACUUCUUGGAGUACUCACCUUGCCGGACGGAUUUAAGUGAUGAAUCUGGCCAGGGGUACUGCCAAGGUGGCUUCAGUGCCGAAUUUACAAAGAGUGGAAGGAUAUUAUUAGGUGGACCAGGCAGCUACUUUUGGCAAGGUCAGGUGAUCACCGCAACACAAGAUGAAAUUAUCGACUCUUAUUACCCAGAAUACUUCAUUCUUGAAAUCAAAGGACAAAUGAAGACACGUCAAGCUCACAUCGCUUACGACGACAGUUACUUGGGUUACUCUGUUGCGGUUGGGGAAUUCAGUGGAGAUACUUCAGAAGAUUUUAUCGCUGGCGUUCCAAAGGGAAACAUGACUUACGGCUAUGUGACCAUUUUGAAUGGGACAGAUCUGAGAUCCCUGUUUAACUUUUCAGGAAUCCAGAUGGCAUCAUAUUUUGGAUAUUCUGUUGCAGCCACUGAUCUCAACAACGAUGGGUUAGAUGACCUCCUGAUUGGUGCUCCACUCUUCAUGGAAAGGACACAUGAUGGCAGAUUGCAGGAAGUGGGUCAGGUCUAUGUAUACCUGCAGGGGGAGAGUAUGUCAUCUGACCCAGACUUAACGCUGAGUGGUGAGGAGGUAUACGGACGUUUUGGAAGUUCUAUAGCUACUUUAGGAGAUCUGGAUCAAGAUGGUUACAAUGAUGUUGCAAUUGGAGCUCCAUUUGGAGGAAAGGAUGGCAAGGGUGCUGUGUUCAUCUUCAAUGGAAAUUCGGAAGGCCUGAAGCCCAAACCUUCUCAAGUCUUGCACGGGGUGUGGGGAACAUCUGAAGCCCCUGCAUUCUUUGGAUUUUCCAGUAGGGGAGGCAAAGACCUUGACGGAAAUGGCUAUCCAGAUCUCAUUGUGGGUGCUUUUGGUGUUGAUAAGGCUCUUGUAUACAGGGCACGUCCUAUAGUCCAUGCCAGCGCCUCCUUGCAAAUCAGUCCUUCUAUGUUUAACCCAGAGGAGAAGAAUUGUCUGAUUGAAGAGACCGGCAAUCGCGUUUCUUGCAUUAACCUCAGUUUCUGUCUAAAUGCUUCAGGAAAACAUGUGCCUCGUUCUAUUGGGAUUAAUGUGGAACUGCAGCUGGACCGACAGAAGCAAAAAGGAGCUGUGAAGAGAGCACUGUUUUUGAAAAGCCAUCAACCCAACAUGAUCCAGACCAUUCACUUGCGCAAUGAAGGCCAGGAGGAAUGCCGCAACCUAAAGAUUUAUCUGCAGGACGAAUCAGAGUUCCGGGAUAAGCUUUCUCCAAUUUACAUCGCUCUGAAUUUCUCUCUGGAUCCUAAAGCCCCAGCUGAUACCCAUGGGUUGCUGCCAAUCUUCAACUACCAGACGAAGAACUAUAUUGAACAGAAGGCUCAAAUCCAGCUGGACUGUGGUGAAGACAACAUCUGUGUGCCAGAUCUGAAGCUCAAUGUCUCAGGAGAUCGGAAAUCUGUGUAUCUGGGAGAUGUGAAUGCUCUCACAUUGUUGUACAAUGCCUGGAAUGACGGCGAAGGAGGGGCGUACGAGGCUGAAUUGGUGGUCACGUUGCCCUCAGAAGCAAUGUACAGUGGUGUUUUGAGAACCAAUGAGAAAUCGGUCGUAAAUUGUGAAUACCAUUUGGAGAAUAAAACUCAGCUAGUGAUUUGUGACCUUGGAAACCCAAUGAAGGCUGGAGAAAAUCUGAGGGGAGGACUGAGAUUUACGGUGCCACAUCUACGUGAUUCUAGCCAAAAUGUGCAAUUUGACUUCCAGAUUCGCAGCAAAAAUGCAAACAACUCUCAAAGUGAACUGGUGCCGUUAUCUCUGACUGUGGAAGCCUACUCUGCCGUUUCAUUUUUUGGUGGUUCAAAGCCAGAUAGUGUUAUCUUUCCAAUUGCAAACUGGAAACCCACCAAGCAGCCUACUCGAGCGGAAGAAGCCGGUCCAGAAGUUGAACAUGUGUAUGAGCUGGUAAACCUUGGACCCAGCUCCAUCAGUCAUGGAAUUUUAGAAAUGAUUUGCCCAGUGAAAUUAAAUAAAGAGUUUGUGAUGUACUUCAUGAAUUAUUCUGUUGAACGCCUGGCCAACUGUACCACUAGUGAACCUGCCAACCAGCUUCUCCUGGAGCGUUCCACAGCAGAACAGUCCUCAACACAAAAUUCAAUCCAUCACGUGGAGCGGCGAGACACUUCUAAGCAAACCCAAACAGGAUCCCAUGUUUUGAAGUGUAAUCAACGACACAUGGACUGUUUCCGUCUGCGCUGUGACAUCGGACCCUUAGAAAAAGAGCAGCGAGCUAUCCUUGGGGUCAGUUUCCGUAUAUGGGCCAACACCUUCUAUCAGAAAGAGAAUCAGGGAUUUGCUCUGCAGUGUGAAGCAAAAUAUCACAUUCAACGACUCCCAUACAAGAUCAUUCCUCGCACAUACCCACAGGGGAAUCAUCAGGUCAACACAACCAUUCACUGGGUAAAAGCAGAGAGCAGCCAUGGUGUCCCGCUGUGGAUUAUAAUCCUGGCCAUUUUAAUUGGUCUUCUACUGCUUGCAUUGCUUAUAUAUGUUCUAUAUAAGCUUGGCUUCUUUAAACGCUCCCUACCUUAUGGAACAGCAAUGGAGAAAGCUGAACUCAAGCCACAGGCUGCAUCCGAAGCCUAAACUGCCUCUCCAGCUUUUUAAUCCCUUGCACUGCCAAAGAAUCCUCGGAAGGAAAAUUGACCUAGAACAGACUAAUUCUGACACUACAUUGGAUGUGGAGGGAGGGAAUCCAAGAAGAUGCCUUUCUUAUUUUGAAAAAUGAUCCUCGUGGAUUUGAAAGACCCAAUUUACAGAGGGCAAUGGUGGAUAGAUGUAUACCUUUUUUUUUUAUUAUUUUUUUUUUUUUUUCUGGAUUUCUAUGAAGAUGAACUUUCUUGAAGAAACUUUUAAGAACAAUAUUUUUAUUUAAAAAAAAAAAAAAGUUUUUCUCUCUCCAACCGUCCAAAGCAAGAGAAGAGUCACAGAACUUUGUUUUAAACCAGACAAAACUGUUCGUGAAACAAAUUUCCACCAUCUUUCUUGGGUCAUUUAUGAUGCAGGUUUAUCUGAUAUGGAAUACACAAUGUGGGUUCUUUGUUGCUUUCUUAAGCAAUUAUUUUUUUUCCUUUCUGCUCCAGAUUUUACUGGGACAUCUUGAGGAAACAAAAGGACUGUUUUUAACUGAUGAACCUAUUUCAUAAUUGUGUUUUUUUUUUUUUUGUCCCAAUGUAAAUUGGUAAGAGUGGGUUAGGUAAAACCAGUAUUUGAAAUUUAAAGGUUAAAUUAUUAUGCUUUUUAACACAUGUAAGUGUGCUGCUCUAUGCAGAAUAUGUAGGAUUUUAGAUGGAAUCCCAGUUGCAGUGAUAAAAGCACACUGUGAAUCUAGAGCUUCCUGUACCCUAGAGAGGAGUCUGGACAGGGUUGCACAGAACCUCUGAUCCACAGAUCUUUUAAGGUGGAUUAUCUAGGCACUGCUACACUCUUCCUAGACAUGUGUAUGUCCACAGAUGAGACAACAGAGCUGACAAUUCAAAAAUUCCUGUGGUAGUGCCAUAGUCUACUUGUCGUGAUUUUUUUUUUUUUAAAUGUUGUGCCUUAAGUUCUGAAAUAAUGAGCAUAUCAACUCUGUUUUAGCUUCUUCACUAACGUGUAAGAUAGCUCUGAUCACCACUGGAAAGUCGUGUUCUAAACCUUUUUUUAAAAAAAAAUCAGACUGUUACUUGUGAUGUCUGAAUUUGGGGAGACACAACUAUUACAGAUCACAAGCCUCCCCUUUUUAUGGUAACUGUGUUUACAAGUCCAGACUGUCAACUUAGAGACUUUGUGGAGGCUGGGGAGGUUUGAGAAGGUCCACGUUUAUAUGAAGGAGUGCUAGUCUAGUUUUAUUUUACUACCAGCUUAUGUCCCUAUUAUAAACCAUUACCAAUGCUGGAAGGGGUUUUGUGGGACAGCACUGUUUGAUAAAUGUGGAAAAGUUUGCUGGUCACUGCUAAUAAUUAGGGACUGAAGACUCAGGGGACGUGUGCUGUAAUAUAUUGGAGCUAUUCUUUUUCUCGAGCUCUGAUUGUAUCUGCGUGGACAGGAGCUGGUAUCAAACACCCAGAGUCCUUCACGUUUUUAAGUACUAUGUACAAACACCAAAGGCUUCCUGUAACAAAUCAGGUAUAUGAACGAAAGCCACAAGCCUCUUAGAUGUUGAAACAACGGUGGGCUGUUUGUGCACCCAAAUGAACACUGACUCUGUUAUCCACUGCAAAGCUGCAAUGACCACUUCACUGCUUGGGAACCGUCAUUAAAUUGUGGUGCUUUUAUGUUGCUUGGUUCCUGACCCAGAAGUGUUAAAAACACAUGGACAGAAAGGGCUUUGCUAUCUGGCUGAUAUUUAAAAUGUGUUGCAAGUGCAAUAAGUGUGUUUUUAGCUAUUUUUAUUAUUAAAUAUUUUUUUACUAUGUAUUUGAUAUGAA